AUGAAAGUUCACCUCUUCGGGGCAGCGUCAUCGCCUGGCUGUGCAAACUACGGCCUCAAGCACAUUGCCGCCCAAGGACAAGGUCACUUCAGUGAAGCAGCCAUCGAUUUCAUUGAAAGAAAUUUCUACGUAGAUGAUGGCUUAAUAAGUGUGUCAACAGAAGAAGAAGCUAUUCAUUUAAUCAGUGAGGCGAGACAGUUGUGCAGUACUGGCAAACUACGAAUCCAUAAGUUUGUUUCCAACUCCCAAAGAGUACUUGCAUCGCUUCCUGAAGAAGAAUGUGCAGAAACAGUAAGGAAGAAAGACUUAGACUUGGGUGAGCCACAGAUCGAGAGAGCUCUGGGAGUCAAAUGGUGCGUCACCUCAGAUCAGUUCCAGUUCAGAGUAGUCGUAAGUGAACGUCCGGUCUCUAGAAGAGGAAUCUUAUCAACAGUGGCAUCCAUCAUUGACCCUUUCGGCUUUGUGGCACCUUUCAUUUUGCUUGGAAAGCAAAUUCUCCGACAACUAUGUCGAGAAAACAUUGGAUGGGACGAACCAUUAUCUGAUGAUCUUCGUUCUCGGUGGGAGUCAUGGCUCUUGGAUCUACAAAAUCUGGCUGAUGUCAAGAUCCAGCGAUGCUACAUGCCAGAAGAUUUCACAGAGGUUCAAAGACAAGAGCUUCAUCACUUUUGUGAUGCAAGUGUCACAGGGUAUGGAGAAUGCACCUACCUGAGAGCAAUCAGUGUGACAGGACAAGUCCACGUUUCCCUAGUUAUGGGUAAAGCCAGAGUUGCCCCCACAAAAGUCACUAUAGUUCCAAGACUUGAACUGUCAGCAGCCGUCGUGGCAGUCCGCACAAGUGACUUGCUCAGGAAGGAGUUACAAAUGGAAAAUGUUCAAGAGUUCUUCUGGACAGACUCAAGUGUAGUUCUGUCUUACAUUACCAAUGAGGCCAGACGAUUCCACAUUUUUGUGGCAAAUCGAGUCCAGCGCAUCAAAGAAACCACUGAUCCAAGUCAGUGGAGACAUGUGACAUCUGAAGAGAACCCUGCCGAUCACGCCUCAAGGGGUCUUAAGGCAAAAGAGCUCAUUGUGUCCAACUGGCUCAAGGGUCCAGAAUUUCUAUGGCAAGAGGAACUUCCAAUUCUCCAGCUGGAUGAAGCUAGUUAA
Molecule: messenger RNA, 1149 nt
Organism: Salarias fasciatus (jewelled blenny)
Lineage: Eukaryota; Metazoa; Chordata; Actinopteri; Blenniiformes; Blenniidae
Exons: 2
Coding region: 1-1149 (382 amino acids)
Source: RefSeq, a predicted model, not a curated record